AUGUCUGAGUCCAAGGAAUUUACCUUCCAGGAGAUCGCUGAGCACAACACCAAGAAGGACCUCUACCUGAUCGUCCACGACAAGGUCUACGACUGCACCAGCUUCGUCGACGAGCACCCCGGUGGCGAGGAAGUCCUCCUCGACGUCGGCGGCCAGGACAGCACCGAAGCCUUCGAGGAUGUCGGUCACAGCGACGAGGCGCGCGAGAUUCUCGACGGUCUCCUUGUCGGCACAGUGAAGCGCAUGCCCGGUGACCCCGAGCCCCAGAGCCACGCAGCCCCCGCCUCCUCAUCCUCCUCCUCCUCCUCCACCGCCGGCUUCGGCGUCGGCCUGUACGCCGUCAUCCUUAUCGGCGGUGCCAUCGCUUACGGCGCAUACAACUACCUCCAGGCUCAGCAGCAGCAGCAGCAGCAGUAA
This is a messenger RNA of Penicillium antarcticum, 417 nucleotides long. Its product is annotated as cytochrome b5-like heme/steroid binding domain-containing protein. Gene Ontology annotation, molecular function: heme binding. Gene Ontology annotation, biological process: sterol biosynthetic process. The coding region runs from base 1 to 417 and encodes 138 amino acids. The record is from RefSeq and is a predicted model, not a curated record. Lineage: Eukaryota; Fungi; Ascomycota; Eurotiomycetes; Eurotiales; Aspergillaceae. The transcript has 3 exons. Gene Ontology annotation, cellular component: endoplasmic reticulum membrane; intracellular membrane-bounded organelle.